AUGGCUCCUCGCGCGACGUCUUCUUCCGGCCGGCGCUCGGGCAGCGUGCUGCGCUUCCAGGGCUGCGCGCACUUCAGGCAGCGUCUGGUGUGCGCCACGCUCAGCGGGCGCCCGCUGAUCAUUGAGGACAUCCGCUCGGAGGACGAGAACCCGGGGCUGCGGCCCUUCGAGGCGAGUCUGCUGCGGCUGCUGGACCGCGUGACGAGCGGCAGCCACCUGGAGAUCAACGAGACCGGCACCAAGCUCAAGUACCAGCCCGGCCUGGUGCUGGGCGGCCGCGUGGCCCACGACUGCGGCACGGGGCGCGCCGUCGGCUGGUUCCUGGAGGUGCUGGCGGCGCUGGCCCCGUUCGGGAAGCUGCCGCUGCACGCGACGCUGGACGGCGUGACCAACGACCACGUGGACAGCUCGGUGGACAGCUUCAAGGCCACGACGCUGCCGCUGCUGCGACACUUUGGCCUCGAGGAGGGGCUCGACCUCGUGGUCAAGAAGCGCGGCGCGCCCCCGCUCGGCGGAGGACAGGUUGUCUUCCGGUGUCCGCUGGUGCGCGAGCUGCGGCCCAUCCACUUGACGGACGAGGGCUUCAUUAAACGCAUCCGCGGCGUCGCCUACAGCACGCGCGUGUCCCCGCAGACGUCCAACCGCAUCGUGGAGACCAGCCGCGGGCUGUUCAACAAGCUGCUGCCCGACGUCUACAUCUACUCGGACCACUACAAGGGCGCCGAGUCGGGCCAGUCCCCGGGCUUCGCGCUGAGCCUCGUGGCCGAGACCACCACGGGCAUCUUCCUGGGCGCGGAGGCGGCGGCCGAGCCCGGCGACCUGCCCGAGGACGUGGCCACCCGCGCGUCGCACGCGCUGUGCGAGGAGAUCAGCAAGGGAGGCUGCGUGGACUCGACGAACCAGGCGCUGGUUCUGCUGAUGAUGGCUUUGGGGCCCGAGGAUGUGGCCAAGGUGCGCUUCGGCAAGCUUACGCCCUACAGCAUCGAGUGUCUGCGCCACCUGCGUGACUUCUUCGGCAUCACGUUCAAAAUCAAACCCGAUCCCGAGACCAAGACGGUGCUGCUCUCGUGUCUGGGCGUCGGCUUCAAGAACUUGGCCAAGAAGGUCACCUAG
This is a messenger RNA of Phytophthora sojae, 1113 nucleotides long. RefSeq lists its product as hypothetical. Gene Ontology annotation, biological process: endonucleolytic cleavage of tricistronic rRNA transcript (SSU-rRNA, 5.8S rRNA, LSU-rRNA); ribosome biogenesis. Lineage: Eukaryota; Oomycota; Peronosporomycetes; Peronosporales; Peronosporaceae. The record is from RefSeq and is a predicted model, not a curated record. Gene Ontology annotation, cellular component: nucleolus. Bases 1 to 1113 code for a protein of 370 amino acids. The transcript has a single exon. Gene Ontology annotation, molecular function: RNA endonuclease activity.